AGUGUCAAAUAAGAAUUUGAAAUAGGGUUAAUUACUUAAUUUUAAGUUUAAACAACUUUUACUUUUAAAUAAUAAAAAUAAAAAAUUUUCUUUUAAAGAUUAUGGAAUAGGAGACUUCCUUGGGCUUCAUGGUGUGGACUGGAUUGGUAAGCAAACUCAAUUCUCAAGCAAACGUCGCUAAAUUGUACAACUACUUAUACAAAGGUCUGAUCGUCGACAUCGGAGGAAUAUAGCUCUCAAUUGGAUUUCCAUAAUCAAGACUUGAAUCAUCUUGAAAAUGUCAGGCGUGUCGCUGAAGUGCGGAGACUGUGGAGCGCUCCUCAAAUCUGUAGAGGAAGCUCAAGAACAUGCCGAGCUUACUUCGCACUCCAACUUCUCUGAAUCCACUGAACCCGUUCUUAGUCUUGUUUGCUCUUCUUGCGGCAAACCUUGCCGAUCCAAAACUGAGACUGAUUUGCAUACCAAAAGAACCGGCCAUAUUGACUUUGUGGAUAAGACUUCUGAAGUUACCAAACCCAUCAAUUUAGAAACACCCAACACUUAUAAUUCUACUCCUAUGGACGUUGAUGCUAGCGCCAGUGCUUCAUCGGAAGAAAUGGUGGUUCCUGAGGUUGAUAAAAAACUGCUCGAGGAACUCGAGGGAAUGGGAUUUUCACUUGCAAGAGCUACCCGUGCACUUCAUUGCUCAGGUAAUUCAAGCCUUGAGAGUGCAGUAAAUUGGAUAGUUGAACACGAGAAUGAUGCUGACAUAGAUCAGAUGCCCAUGGUUCUCGCCAGUAGUAAAAAUGAGCCUCCUAAACCUUCCCUUACAGAGGAAGAAAAGAAGAUAAAAUUGUUGGAGCUAAGAGAACGGGCUCGCAAGAAGAAGGAAGAGGAAGAGAGGAAAAUGGAAAGAGAGAAAGAAAAGGAAAGGAUUCGAAUUGGAAAGGAACUACUUGAGGCUAAGCGUAUUGAAGAAGAAAAUGAGAGAAAACGUUUGAUAGCCUUUCGAAAGGCGGAGAAAGAGGAAGAGAGAAGAGCUCGAGAAAAAAUUCGCCAGAAAUUGGAAGAAGACAAGGCUGAGAGAAGGCGGAAGCUUGGUUUGCCUCCAGAGGAUCCUGUUGCUGCAAAACCUUCUGCACCUGCUGUUGAGGAGAAAAAGAUCAGUUUGCCUGUUAAGCCUGUAACAAAAGCUGAGCAAAUGAGAGAAUGCCUUCGAUCACUUAAGAAAAAUCAUAAGGACGAGGAUGCUAGGGUGAAAAAAGCAUUCCAGACACUUUUUACUUACGCAGGCAAUGUGGUGAAGCACCCAGACGAGGAAAAAUAUAGGAAAAUUAGACUUACCAACCAGGCUUUUCAGGAUAGAGUUGGUGGAUUGAAGGGAGGCAUUGAAUUCCUUGAGCUGUGUGGAUUUGAGAAGACAGAAGAUGGAGAAUUCUUGUUUCUGGCUAGGGAAAAGGUUGAUUUAGCUGUGCUCAAUUCUGCUGGGAAAGAAUUGCAAUCUGCCAUUGAGAAUCCUCACUUUGGUGUUCUCUGAAGGUCCUACUUUCACAGCCAACCGGUUUUUACUUUUUAUACUAGUUUGAGUCUGAUAUAACGUAAAUGCAAUUAGCUUUGGAUUGGUAUGUGUCAUUCUGCUCUAUAUCUUUUGGUUGUCUGUAGCAGCUCACAACUUGAUCCAACGUGCUGUGUUCUUUUAACAAUUCUGUUUAUGCAAAAAUUUACAUCACUUUACCAGCUUCA
Messenger RNA from Amaranthus tricolor (Joseph's coat), 1722 nucleotides. RefSeq lists its product as uncharacterized. The record is from RefSeq and is a predicted model, not a curated record. Lineage: Eukaryota; Viridiplantae; Streptophyta; Magnoliopsida; Caryophyllales; Amaranthaceae. The coding region runs from base 278 to 1516 and encodes 412 amino acids. The transcript has 12 exons. Gene Ontology annotation, molecular function: protein binding.